CCUGGAAGAGAUAGGAUGUUAGAAAUGUUACAUCAAACUCACACAGGAAUGACUAAAAUGAAAGGUUUGGCAAGAUCAUACAUGUGGUGGCCUGGAAUGGAUCAGGAUGUAGAGAGAACGGUUCGAGCAUGUCACGAAUGUCAGGCACAUCAAAAAGCGCCUGCUUCUGCUCCUCUACACCCGUGGGAAUGGCCUGAAUCACCAUGGUCAAGGAUUCAUGUGGACUAUGCAGGACCUUUUCUAGGAGAAAUGUUUCUCGUAAUUGUGGAUGCACAUUCAAAGUGGUUGGAUGUUUACCCUACAAAAACAUGCAGAUCCUUAGUCACAAUCGAGAAACUCAGACAGAGCUUCAGUUAUUUUGGAAUACCAAAAAUGCUGGUGUCCGACAAUGGAACUUGCUUCACAAGUGCUGAGUUUGAAGCGUUCAUGAAGCAAAAUGGUAUCAGUCAUGUGAGAUCCGCUCCUUUUCACCCAUCCUCAAAUGGACUCGCAGAGAGACCAGUUCAAACUUUUAAAGAGGGGAUGAAGAAGAUGAAAGAAGGGACAAUACAAACAAGGUUAUCAAGAUUCUUGUUUAGCUACCGGAUCACACCUCACGCAACAACAGGCUUAUCACCUGCCGAACUCAUGAUGUCACGCAGACUAAGGUCCGCCCUGGAUUUGGUUGUUCCGGAUAUGAAAACCAAAGUGUUGGUACUGGUCAAGUUGUGA
This is a messenger RNA of Syngnathus typhle (broad-nosed pipefish), 711 nucleotides long. RefSeq lists its product as uncharacterized. NCBI's taxonomy places the organism in Eukaryota, Metazoa, Chordata, Actinopteri, Syngnathiformes, Syngnathidae. Gene Ontology annotation, biological process: DNA integration. Gene Ontology annotation, molecular function: nucleic acid binding. The record is from RefSeq and is a predicted model, not a curated record. The transcript has 2 exons. Bases 16 to 711 code for a protein of 231 amino acids.